UUUAUGAACUGACCGCUAGAUGUCAGUAUAACUGAACUCACUGUGUAGUCAAUACAUAAAUGUGAAAACCAAUUCUCACAAUUGACAGCGUGUGAUGUUCUAAAGAGAUUAGUCUCUGUUAAGAGUCAUAAUGGCAUAAAGGCCGUAGUCUACCAUGUAGCUUGUGCGCAGACAACACUUGUCUACAUUUUUUGUUUCUAUAGAUUUGUGUAUUGGCAUGGUUUUGCAGCCACUUACAAAAAGCAAAAUAGAGAUGAGAUGAGCCCCGCCUGUUUGAUAUCAUAAACGCACUGUGUGGAGCAGAAACUAACCAACCACGGAGGCUGGACAGUCCCCCGGACACCAUCACCGGAUAGCAUCAUUCACCGGAUAGGAUCACCGGAUAGCAUCACCGGAGAGCCUCAAAGUCUGCAUCCCAACACCGGUCGCCUGUCCGGGAUCAGCUGCUGGGUGGGACUCUGCAGCCAGCUGGAGGAUUGACAGUUUGGAGAUCAGUGAGUGUAGCGUUUGAAUGGAAAGGGCAUCGGCAACUUCUGUCCGGAUGCAUCGUUAAAAUAAAGCAUUUUUCAAGAAAGUCUCCCAUCAGCUGUAGAGAGAACACGUUAUAGAUUUGCUUAUUUAUUCCCAUUGUAAAGUGCGUAACAAGCGCUUUGCAAAGUGAGUUUCCUCACAGGCUUCACUACGCAGUUUAGCAGAAUGCAAACCAUGAAGCCGCAGAAGAAAGUUAGAGAUCUAAAAGCAAACUGCGUCAGAUAGUCUACUGCGACUAGACUGCAACCAUGUAGCUAGUUUGUUUUGGUUAUUCAUCCAGAAGAAUAUGACAUUUGCGGUUACCAUGCAAGACACUUUUGAAGAGUAGCCCGUAGGUUGUGAGGUGAACUAUAGGAAGCAGAAUCAGUAAAGAGAGGUUUAUCUGCGCUCCCAUCCACGCAGUUUGCAGCUUCUGCUACUCCUGACAAACAUGGCAAGACUACGGAGGAAAGCUUGCAUAGCUAUGUUUCUCUUUACGCUCUUUAUCUUUGGAGCCAUGAUGGGGCUGCGGACCCUGAAGCCCACGGACGGUUUCUCGGAUCUGUCUCCAGGCGUGGAGCUCCUGCCGAUGAACGGGGGGAAGAUGGACCGGAGAUCCGUGUCCCGUGACGCCUCCGCUGCUCCUGGUGAAGCCCAACCGGGAGCUAGCAACACAAAAGCAGUUAUGUCCAACUCCGGACCCGAAGGGACUAUAUUUUAUGAUGUUCAUAUAUUUUACUACACCUGGUACGGUAACCCAAACUUGGACGGUAAAUACAUUCAUUGGGACCACAUACUGGUUCCUCACUGGGACAUCAAAGUAGCUUCCAGCUAUCCGAGAGGGAGACACAUGCCACCCGAGGACGUCGGUUCUAGUUUCUACCCCGAACUUAAUCCCUACAGCUCGAGGGACCCGGAUGUGUUGGAGUCCCACAUGGAACAGAUCGGGGCAUCUGCUGCAGGGGUUCUGGUCCUGUCCUGGUAUCCUCCGGGCUUUGCUGACGACAACGGGGAACCCACUGAGGAUUUGGUCCCAUCUGUACUGGAUGCUGCAUAUAGACACAACCUCAAGGUUGCAUUUCACAUCCAAACAUACAGAGAACGAAACGACCAGAGUGUGCACGACAACAUCAAGUAUAUCAUUGACAGGUAUGGUGACCAUGGAGCCUUCUUCAAGUAUACCACCAACACAGGGAAGAGCCUUCCUCUAUUUUACAUCUACGACUCGUACCUGACUCCUCCAGAGUCCUGGUCUGAAUUCCUGACUCCCACCGGCGCCCACAGUGUGCGAGACUCAGCCUACGACUCCAUCUUCAUCGCCCUGAUAGUGGAGGAGCGCCACAAGCACGACAUCCUCGCCGGGGGCUUCGAUGGCAUGUACACUUACUUUGCCUCCAACGGUUUCUCCUUCGGCUCUUCUCACCAGAACUGGAAGGCAAUCAAAGCUUUCUGCGACGGCAAUAACCUCAUCUUCAUCCCCAGCGUUGGACCCGGUUAUAUCGACACGAGCAUCCGGCCGUGGAACAACCACAACAUGCGCAACAGGGUGAACGGUCGCUACUUUGAGACGGCCCAGCAGGCGGCGCUCAAUGCCAGGCCGGAAAUCGUCACCAUCACUUCCUUUAAUGAGUGGCACGAGGGGACGCAGAUAGAGAGAGCGAUGCCCAAAAAAACUGUGACUCGUGUUUACUUGGACUAUCAGCCACACGGACCCGAUCACUACCUGGAGUUGACCCGCCGCUGGGCAGAGCAGUUCAACAAAGAGAAGCAGCAGUGGCUCAUGUGAGCUUUUAGACAGACUUGAAACGGCAUGCUAUAGUGAAGUGUGUGUAGUGUACACAUGAAGGAGAAAGAUAGGGGGGUGAAUGUAGGAACUGUUGAGAUGUGAGUGUAUGAGGACAUGCUAUGACCUUCAACAAGACCAGAUGCGCGAGUUUCUGUGCAUGCAUACGUUUGUGCACACGUGCUGAUCUGGCAGGUUAGGACACUGUGUCCUCAGUACGAAUUGUCCUGGUUGAGUUUUGGGGUAAAGCUGUAAUAAAGGGUUAUUCUUGGGGAGUUCUGAAAUGCUUCGUCAGCCGUCUCUUGCUCUUUUCUAAAUUAAUGCAACUUAAUAAAACUAAACAAACACACUAAGAAAACUGUAACCAUGAAAUAAAGAAUCCAUUACAAUCCCCCGACACUUAAUGCACACUUUACGUCUAACCCAAUGACACUGUUUCUGUAUACAGAUGUUCCAGUUUACCAGCAGGAUUGAUCAAAUGGUGAGGACAUGGUGUUUAAAAAGCAGUAAGUGAGGGUUAAGCAAUUCCCUCUCUGGCAGAAGAUAAGAUUGAUACCAGGGAGGCGUGUGGCGCAGUGCAUUAGUGCUUUGGUGUUCGGAUCAGGGGGGCACAGGUUCAAACCCCAC
This is a messenger RNA of Notothenia coriiceps (black rockcod), 2920 nucleotides long. Its product is annotated as glycoprotein endo-alpha-1,2-mannosidase-like protein. Gene Ontology annotation, molecular function: alpha-mannosidase activity. The transcript is spliced from 4 exons. NCBI's taxonomy places the organism in Eukaryota, Metazoa, Chordata, Actinopteri, Perciformes, Nototheniidae. The record is from RefSeq and is a predicted model, not a curated record. Bases 962 to 2296 code for a protein of 444 amino acids.